AACAUUGCAUAAUCAUUGGCGGGCGCUGCUGAAGCUUAUAAAAGCCGGAUGUCUCACUUCUUGGACUUGUAGAACUUGUUGCGCUCCGGAAACGAAAGCAAGUGCGGAUUUUUGAAAAAGAAAAUUUUUUUUUUUUCUAAAGUUUCUUUUUUUAUUUUCAAAUUUUUAAUAGAAAAAAAAAAAAAUGGUGCAAAUUGUUGGAAAAUUUGAGCACGAGAGAAGCGAGAAUUUUGAAGAAUAUUUAAAGAGUGUGGUUGGUGAAGAACACGCCGAUAAAGCAACAACUUUUGCAAAUAGUAAACCAAUUCUUGAGGUUCAAAAAAAUGGUGAUGAUUUUACUAUCACUGUUACCAAUGAGGGAAAAAGUAAUACAACAACUUUUCAACUUGGUGUAACUUAUGAUGAGACAAUGCCCCAUGGAGCUACAAUGAAGAGUUUAACGACGCAAGACGGAGACAAAUUUACUACUGAAACGGAACUUCCCAAUGGAAAUAAAUCCGUUCGUGUUUACGAAUUUACAGAAAAUGGCAUUACUGUUCAUCUAUCGGACGAGAAAACAGGAGCUAAGGCAACAAGAUACUACAAGAGAAUGUAAUUUUCGUAUGAAUUUUUAGGCAAUCUUUUAAUUUUAAAUCAAGUUUCAAAUAAACUUUUUAUCUAGA
Molecule: messenger RNA, 662 nt
Organism: Leptopilina boulardi
Lineage: Eukaryota; Metazoa; Arthropoda; Insecta; Hymenoptera; Figitidae
Gene: Fabp
Product: fatty acid-binding protein 10-A, liver basic-like
Exons: 3
Coding region: 185-595 (136 amino acids)
Biological process (GO): fatty acid transport
Cellular component (GO): nucleus; cytosol
Molecular function (GO): fatty acid binding
Source: RefSeq, a predicted model, not a curated record